Molecule: messenger RNA, 1171 nt
Organism: Myotis brandtii (Brandt's bat)
Lineage: Eukaryota; Metazoa; Chordata; Mammalia; Chiroptera; Vespertilionidae
Gene: PRDM8
Product: PR domain containing 8
Exons: 5
Coding region: 368-1171 (267 amino acids)
Biological process (GO): regulation of DNA-templated transcription
Cellular component (GO): nucleus
Molecular function (GO): protein binding
Source: RefSeq, a predicted model, not a curated record
CAGCCCAGCAAAGAGUUAAAGGGAGGGGACGUGGGCUGUCACGCGUCAUUGGGCAGAUUAUGUGCAGCAAACAAAAAGUGUGUGUCUGCGUGCCAGUCAGUCACUGCAUCGGGUCCAUCUGUACAACUCUCAUUCUCUCUCUCUCUCUCUCUCUCUCUCUCUCUCUCUCUCCUCUCACUCUCCCAUCAUUUCACUCUCCCCAUCUCUCCAGCUCUCUUCCCUCUCUUUAGGCAGAGCCUACUAGACAGCAAUACUAACACCUCCUGACAUGGAAAUACACUGAUACAAUAGGCGGAAGAAACACUCCGUAGCAUCUCCGGGUUCCAGGUGGCGUUUUUGGCCGUUGCAUCCCUACCCGAUUACUGGGAUGGAGGAUUCAGGCAUCCAGCGAGGCAUCUGGGAUGGAGAUGCCAAGGCCGUCCAACAGUGUCUGACAGACAUUUUCACCAGCGUGUACACCACCUGCGACAUUCCUGAGAAUGCUAUAUUCGGGCCCUGCGUCCUGAGCCAUACCUCCCUGUACGACAGCAUAGCUUUCAUAGCUCUCAAGUCCACCGACAAAAGAACAGUUCCUUAUAUCUUCCGGGUGGACACCUCAGCGGCAAAUGGUUCCUCGGAAGGUCUCAUGUGGCUGCGUCUGGUGCAGUCCGCCAGAGAGAAGGAGGAGCAGAACCUGGAAGCCUAUAUAAAAAACGGACAGCUGUUCUACCGCUCUCUCCGCAGGAUUGCCAAAGACGAGGAGUUGCUAGUUUGGUACGGGAAAGAACUGACUGAGUUACUCUUGCUCUGCCCCUCUAGACCCCACAGCAAAAUGAAUGGGUCGUCCCCUUACACAUGCCUGGAAUGCAGCCAACGUUUCCAGUUUGAAUUUCCCUUUGUGGCGCACCUGCGCUUCCGCUGCCCCAAGAGAAUUCACAGCGCGGACAGGAGCCCCCAAGACGAGCAAGGCGGCGGCGUGGGUACCAAGGACCACAACUGGUGCGCCAAGUGCAAUGCCUCCUUCCGCAUGACCUCAGACCUGGUGUACCACAUGAGGUCGCAUCACAAAAAGGAGUACGCCAUGGAGCCCCUGGUGAAGCGAAGGCGGGAGGAGAAACUCAAGUGCCCCAUUUGCAACGAGUCCUUCAGGGAGCGCCACCACCUCUCCAGGCACAUGACCUCCCAUAACUGA